Molecule: messenger RNA, 1729 nt
Organism: Rubroshorea leprosula
Lineage: Eukaryota; Viridiplantae; Streptophyta; Magnoliopsida; Malvales; Dipterocarpaceae
Source: the annotation of a GenBank genome assembly
AACGUAAAAUGCCACAGAAGUUCUCUGGUGAACCAAUUUUUUGAUGCAGAAAGCAGUACGGGUGACAAUCGACAAAAGGAUACUCUUGAAGAUAAAAUUGAUCAAAGUCAAAAAGAAAUAGAGGAUGCAAGACAUUUUGGAAUUGAAAAAAAAUGGUGACGAAAAUGAAUUGAAGAUAGGGAAACGAGUUCAAGAACAAACCAAUUUGUUCCAAUUAGAUCUACUGCUUUUCUACCUUCCUUCCACUUGCUUCAGCUUCCAUGGCCUUCCUGGAUCUCUAUUCCGUUUCCUUUUAGUGUUCAGUAUCCAGAUUUCAAUACUGAGAUCCCAAGAAGUUUCAUGCAAUUCAAAUGACUUGAUGGCCUUAAAGGGUUUCUCAAGUUGUUUAGAAUCAAACAUUACUAGUUGGAAUAUCUCUAGCUCUGAUUGUUGCACUUGGACUGGUGUGACCUGUGACAAUUCAACAGUUACAAGCAAAAGGGUAAUCAGUUUAGAACUCGGUGGUGAAAAGCUUACUGGGACAAUCUGUGAGUCCCUGGCAAGUUUGGAUCAACUGAGAAUCCUGAACCUUUCUCAUGAUUCUCUACGUGGCUCCCUUACCACCAAGCUGUUCCAAAUGCAGAACCUGAAGGUCCUUAACUUAAGCGGCAAUUAUUUUGUUGGUCCAAUCCCAGCAAACACUGAUUUACCAUCAAUUCUGAACCUUAACAUUUCCAAGAACAGCUUUUCAGGCACCGUGGAUGGAAAUCUCUGCAAUUUCUUCCCCCAUAUCAAGCAUCUUGAUUUCUCCUAUAACCGCUUCCCCGGGGAAGUUCCGGCAGCACUGGGAAAUUGUACUUCUCUGCAGCAUCUCUUUCUUAAUCGGAACAAUUUCACAAGCAAUUUGCCAAAGAGUUUAUUUCAGCUGCAGCAUCUCAACGAGUUGUCCCUGAUGUAUUUUUGGGAGGCUUGUCUGAGGGGUCCAAUUAAUGUCAACUGUUCUGCAAUGGCUAGGCUCAUUUCUCUCCAUCUUGGUUUAAAUAACUUGCACGGUCCAAUCCCAGAGAGUCUGUCCUCUUGCCCCAGUCUCUCUGUCCUGAAUCUCGGCCACAACAACCUUACUGCCCUUCAGAUACUGCAAAACUGCAGAAACCUUACCAUACUACUACUUUCUGAGAAUUUCCAAGGGGAAGAAAUGCCUGACAAUGUGAAUUUGCAGUUCAGAAACCUCAGUUCUUUGGAUGUGUCGACGAAUCAUUUGGGUGGAAACAUUCCCCCGUGGUUCAACAAGUUCAGUUAUCUGUUUUACGUGGAUUUAUCAAACAAUUCUUUCAGUGGCAAGAUACCGGAAGGCUUACCUGAUCUUCGGGGACUCAUUGACAUGAACAUCUCCUUGGAAGUUCCUUCAGCUUCCCAUUCUACAGAACUGGGACAGACGGUGCAACAUCGAAGAGAAAUACCUACAGGAGGUCAGGUUAUGACCUUUCCAUCUUCAAGCUUUGAGGGGAACAAGGGCCUCUGUGGCAGAAGUUUAACUCCAUGUCAGCCAGCGCGAGGCCCUCUCAUGCACCCUCAACAGGAUGAGCAGAUGACAGUAUUCGGUUUGCAAUUUGGCUUUGGAGCUGUGACCGGUUUUGUUCUCACGGUUGCCCACUGCUUCAUGUCAGGCUGGGUAUUUCCAAAAGAAUCUUAAAGGGAUGGGAGUUGAAGCUGAGCCCUACUGCUACAAGCAUAAAACCAGCUUUUUUGU